AAAAUAGAUGCUUCUUCUAGCCAAAAUAAUGUAUAAUUAUUCGUUUGAUGGAACAAUUAUUGUUUGGAUUAUUGGAUUGCCUUUUAUUGUACUUAUAGUUAUUUUAAGACAAGAAUAGAAUUUUGACUAUAUUCUAAUAAAUAGUAAUAAUUACGAAGUAUUAGCAUAACCAAUGAAUUAACUCACUUAUUUAACUAAAUUAGUAAACCUUUAUCAUUCCCAUAAAGGAAUAGCUAUUCUUAUUGACGGAUUUUUAGAUUAUCAUAGAUGCUUAACAAGUAAAGAAGACACUAAUACUAAAAGGAGAGUUCUUAAAACUACUAAAUUUUCUAAAAUGUUAAGAUAAUAAGGAGAAUGCGAAUAAGUUAUUAUGGUUAUUGCUGUUAUGUAAGGAAUGUAUUAUUAUGGAUUAUAAAAAUUUCCUAAUAAUACGAGACUUAGGAUUCUUUAUGCAUUAUAUCUUUUAGACAAAAUGUAAACUAAAUAAUAAGCACUAUAAGAAUUAUUGAAUGCUGAAUUGGAAAGACCUUCUUUUGAUGAAUAAUUUAUUAUUUAUAGAUAUAAAAUAAUAAUUGAAAAUUCUCUUAUUGAAAGAUCGGAUUAAAAUGGCAAAAAAGGAGAUAAUUAUGAAAUGGUAAAUGAACUUUCAGUUUAAACACAUUUAAAAUAGUGCAGAACAAACAUAGAAAAAAGUGCAAAUCUUCAUCUUGAGUUUUGGUCUUAAUUAAGUGAAGAUGCUCCUGAUUUAGGGAAACUAAGUGAAAUAGGAUAUAAAAUAAAUAUAAUAAACUAAUUAGCAGAGGAAUAAUGGAAAAAACUUUAAUAAAAUGAUUCUUUUAUUCCUUCUAUGAUGAGGCUGUAUGCUAAAUUCAUGAUUGAGAUUUUAAAUGAUAAAGAUGGAGGAGAGGAAAUAUUAAUGAAAUUAUGUGAUUCAAAUGCUAAGAAUGCUUAGAAUAAGACUAGUGGAUUAAUAGAUUUGAAUUCAGAAAGUAAGCCUACUGUCUUUAUCUCAGCAGAAGAAGAUUCUUUUGGAAUUAUUUCUAAUAUUAAUUUAGCAGCAAGUGGAUAAUUAGGAUAUAAUAAAAUGGAAAUAUUAAAUAGAAAUGUGAAAGUAUUAAUGCCGAAUAUGUAUUCUAAAUAUCAUGAUACUUUUAUUGAAUCAUAUUUAUCUUCCUUAGAGUCUAGAAUUUUAAAUAUUGAAAAGUAAUUUCCAGGUAAAAACAAAUUGGAUUAUAUUGUGCCUUUAAUAGCCAUUAUUAGACAUGUUCCUUCCUUAAUACAUGGCUUAUAGUUUGUGGCUCAAUUUAGAGUUUAAAAAACUGUCAAUUUAGUCUGUUAUAUGCUUGUUGAUAGUGAAGGGAAAAUAUAAAAUACUACUUCUACGUCCAUUAAUAUAUUUUUAGUGGAUUAAAAAAGAAUAUUGAAGAAAAAAAUGACUAUUACUGAUGCCGUGUGUGACUUUUAUGAUAAAAUUAAAGAAAUUUAAAUGAAAAAUGGUUUUAAUACUAUAGCUGUUGACUUAAAAAAAAAAAGUAAAGAAUUUAUUGUUAAUAUUUAAGCUUAAGAAGUAUAAUUUAGAAAUUUAGGAUUUUAAGGAUAUUAUGUUAGAGUUGAAAAAGUUAAAAAUAGUUAAUCUAACAUUUAAACAGAGAAUAAAGAUGCAUCUUCUCCAAAAAAAUUUGAUCCGUACUAAACUUUAAAUCCUUUUACUAAUAGAACUUAUAUAAAAUCUAUUUAAAAGAAUUUCUAAAUGAAAUAUGAUCCUGUUAACAAAUAAUUUCUUGGAAAUUUACUUGAUGGACCACCAGGUUAAAUAAACGAAGAAAUAGACUAGACAAUAAUAAUUCCUGAUUCCUCUUAUUAUUUAAAAUAAGCAGAAGAAAUUAUUGACAACAGAACUUAAUAAGAAAAAGAUGAUGAAAUAGAAGCAAAUAAACCAAAAUAUGGAUUUGGAAUAAAAACUUUAAGAUUAUUUUAAGGAAAAGUAUAAGAUGUAGAAGAUAUAAAAAGAGAUGAAGAUGUAGAUGAUGACGAAUAAAAUGAAGAUGAAUAAAACUAAACAAAAGAUGGAAAACAAGAAAUAGAAGAAAUUGAAGAAAGUAGUGAAAUAGGAACAAUAUUUAAAAAUAGACAAAGCUUUAUUUCUUUUACUUAAAGCGAAUAAUUUUUAUAAUCUUCUUCUGUUAAGACUUUAAGAAGAAUUUCAACUCUUUUUAUGAUUAUAUUGGCUAUUUUAUGCCUGGUUAACCAUUUCUUGUCUGAAAGUGAAUUUUCUUAAUGUAUGGAAAGAUAUUAACUACUUACUAUUAAAUUUGAUAACUAAGAAAAAAAAGAGGCUAAUAUUAAAUAAUAAAAAGAUGAUAUAGAAGAAGGGCUUAAAAAUAUGUAAGAACUUUAAAAUUAUAUUUAGUUAAAUACAUUUGAUAUGCUUCCUGAACAUAAAGAAUUAUUUAGCAGUGAUUCUGUUGAAAUGAAAUUCAAAGAAGAAAAUACUGAAAGAACAAGAGCUUUUGAUAUAAAUGAAGCCACGUAAAUGCUUGUACAACCUUCCUAUCCUGCUUAUGGAAUAAACAGUUUUGAAUAUUUGAAAGGAGCAAUAAACUAAAUGUAUAUUUUGAAUUCAAAUAUGUAAAAGGAACACUCUAAAAAUUUAGCCUCACAUCAUGCUAAUUAUGUAAAUGCAUAUGAAAGUGUUAUGAUGAAUAAUAAAACAUGUGGUAUAUUAACAACUGAGAAAAAAGUAUCAACUUAAGAUUGCUAUGAUUAUGCAAAUGGAACUAUUAUGCAAGGUUUCGCUAUUGCUUUGCCUAGACAUAUUGAAAAUUUUAGAAUGGUUGCGACUAAAUUUGAAAAGUUAGCUUUGUAAUUCCCAAAUUAAGAAGAGCUUACAAGAAAUACAAUUAAAUUAAUUAUUGAAGUUAUAAGAAUUAGAUCUAUGGUUACUAUGAUUCCUCUAGAAAUUUGUUAAAAAACUAGAUCUAUAAGAAUGCUUAUUUUAUCUUAUGCAAAUAAAAAUAAUAAUGGGUGA
Molecule: messenger RNA, 3028 nt
Organism: Ichthyophthirius multifiliis
Lineage: Eukaryota; Ciliophora; Oligohymenophorea; Hymenostomatida
Product: PAS domain S-box family protein, putative
Exons: 6
Source: RefSeq, a predicted model, not a curated record